Messenger RNA from Saccharomyces kudriavzevii IFO 1802, 2262 nucleotides. It is a transcript of the gene PMT3, whose product is annotated as dolichyl-phosphate-mannose-protein mannosyltransferase PMT3. Gene Ontology annotation, molecular function: dolichyl-phosphate-mannose-protein mannosyltransferase activity. The transcript has a single exon. NCBI's taxonomy places the organism in Eukaryota, Fungi, Ascomycota, Saccharomycetes, Saccharomycetales, Saccharomycetaceae. The record is from RefSeq and is a predicted model, not a curated record. Gene Ontology annotation, biological process: protein O-linked glycosylation via mannose. Gene Ontology annotation, cellular component: endoplasmic reticulum; membrane. The coding region runs from base 1 to 2262 and encodes 753 amino acids.
AUGCCGUACAGAGUGGCAACCGGCUAUAGCGAAAAAGUCACUGACGAUGAUUUGAUAUGGAGAAGACCAAUAGUGAAGGAGGAACUCGAGGAUGCUGACAAUUUCUUAAUAGAUGAGAGUAGCCCAUAUGAUAAAGUCAGGAGUGAGAAACAAGUAUCGCGCUUGGAUUCCAUAGUCAUGCCCAUUGUUUUCACGGUAAUGGGCAUGUUUACUAGAAUGUAUAAGAUUGGCCGUAACAAUCACGUGGUUUGGGAUGAGGCGCAUUUUGGUAAGUUUGGCUCGUAUUAUCUAAGACACGAGUUCUACCAUGACGUCCAUCCGCCUCUGGGAAAGAUGCUUGUUGGGCUCUCUGGCUACUUGGCUGGCUAUAAUGGUUCCUGGGACUUCCCGUCCGGCGAAACCUACCCCGAGUGCAUCGAUUAUGUUAAAAUGAGGUUGUUUCAGGCAAUGUUCUCAUCUCUAUGCGUACCAUUAGCCUAUUUCACAGGGAGGGCCAUCGGAUUUUCCAGGCCGAGUGUCUGGCUAUUUACCAUCCUAGUCAUUUUUGAGAACUCCUAUGCAACAUUAGGUAAAUUCAUUCUUCUAGAUUCAAUGCUGCUUUUCUUUACUGUUUCUUCUUACUUUUGCCUUGUUAAAUUCCAUACCAAGCGAAAGUUACCAUUUACUGUCAAGUGGUGGCUAUGGUUAUGCCUCACCGGGUUGAAUUUGGGUUGCGCAAUAUCUGUGAAAAUGGUCGGUCUUUUCAUCAUUAGUGUGGUGGGUAUUUAUACCGUAGUGGAAUUAUGGAGCCUACUGGGAGAUAGAUCAGUGCCUUGGAAAGUUUACAUCAAUCACUGGUUAGCAAGAAUAUUUGCCCUUAUCGUCAUUCCUGUUUGCGUUUUUUUACUGUGUUUUAAGAUCCAUUUCAGUUUGCUAUCCAACUCGGGUCCAGGCGACUCCACAAUGCCAUCGCUGUUUCAAGCUAGUUUGAAUGGUACAAAAGUGGGUAAGGGACCCCGUGAUGUCGCUUUAGGGUCUUCCAUUAUCUCCAUAAAAAACCAAGCGUUAGGAGGCGCCCUAUUACAUUCCCAUGUUCAACCAUUUCCGGAAGGUUCUGGGCAGCAACAGGUAACCGGCUACGGUUACAGUGAUGCCAACAAUGAAUGGUUUUUCCAAAGGAUUAGAGGGGUUGAGCCCUGGACUGAUGCUGAGAACUCUACGUUUGAGUUUGUCAAGGGUGGUGAAACGUAUAGAUUAAUGCAUCGCCUCACAGGCAAGAAUCUACACACCCAUGAAGUUCCAGCUCCUGUAUCAAAAAGUGAAUAUGAAGUUUCUGCUUAUGGAGACGUUGAUGUUGGUGACAACAAAGAUAACUGGAUUAUAGAAAUCGUAGAACAAGUAGGGAAAGAAGAUCCGAAGCUGUUGCACCCUUUGUCUACGUCUUUCCGCAUAAGGAAUUCUAUGUUGGGCUGCUAUCUGGCACAAUCGGGCAAACGUUUACCAGAAUGGGGAUUUAGGCAAGGAGAAAUGAUCUGCUUAAAACAUGCCUCCAAAAGAGAUAAGAGAACGUGGUGGAAUAUUGAAACACAUGAAAAUGAAGGGCUCCCGGAGGCAGAUGACUUCGUAUAUCCAAAAGCUUCAUUCCUCAGAAAUUUCAUACAAUUGAACUCAGCAAUGAUGGCAACCAACAACGCCUUGGUACCAAACCCUGAAAAAGUUGAUGGCAUAGCUUCGUCUGCUUGGCAAUGGCCGACACUGAACGUCGGUGUGAGAUUAUGCGAAUGGAGUGAAAAAUCAGUAAAAUACUUCUUAUUAGGGUCACCUGCGUCUGUCUGGCCCUCAAGCAUCGCAGUUUGCGCGCUGAUAAUACACGUUAUAUUCUUAAUCCUUAAGUGCCAAAGACAAUGUGUUGUUUUACCGGAACCAGCUGAACGCGAUGAGUUUUUUAUGGCCGCCUUUUAUCCAUUACUUGCAUGGGUUCUGCAUUACUUGCCCUUUGUAAUCAUGUCAAGAGUCGUAUACGCCCACCACUAUCUCCCUACUCUUUUCUUUGCCUUAAUGAUAUUAUCAUACUAUUUUGAUCUAAUUACCAAACGUUGGGCGUCAAGAAAUACUGGAAAAUUACUAAGGUUCAGCGCUUACAUUGCAUAUGGGUCACUUGUAAUCGCUGGGUUUUUUUACUUUUCUCCCUUUAGUUUUGGUAUGGAAGGCCCAAUAGAAGAUUACUCUUACUUAGGAUGGCUACCCACAUGGAAGAUUGCCGAAAAUAUACGCAGCACAUAG